Molecule: messenger RNA, 474 nt
Organism: Laetiporus sulphureus 93-53
Lineage: Eukaryota; Fungi; Basidiomycota; Agaricomycetes; Polyporales; Laetiporaceae
Exons: 1
Coding region: 125-400 (91 amino acids)
Source: RefSeq, a predicted model, not a curated record
CGCGCUAAAGUCGUUAGUGACUGUUCAUACAUAUUUUCACUGCUCAAUCGCAUGAGGAUGUUGAUAACGUUGUGCGUUGGCGAUCGAAACUGGCGAUCGUGAAUUAUUGACCGAGCGCGGGAGGAUGCGACCGGCUUUGUCAACGAGGACUCCACUACUUGAUCGCUGCUCGAUUCACGGGCUGAAAAUAUUGCAGGUGGCGAGAACGUGUCUAUAUACCAGGAGACGUGAGCGCAAGCCAGAUGACCAAUCGUUCUGUGCACUUACGGUUCGAGACGGUGCGAAACCGGGGCAGGAGAUGCGGUCGGGCUUGCUUAUGCACACGCCGCACAAUUACCGGAAACAAAUUGGUCAGCAACAACGGGACAUGAGCGGGACUCACCGAACAUGGCCACGGUGAGUGAGAGGUGCGUGGACUCCAUGGCGGGCAUUCAGGACCAGUGUAAAAUGAGAGUGGAGGAGACGACAAUGUGC